Molecule: messenger RNA, 960 nt
Organism: Aspergillus caelatus
Lineage: Eukaryota; Fungi; Ascomycota; Eurotiomycetes; Eurotiales; Aspergillaceae
Product: 60S ribosomal protein eL14
Exons: 4
Coding region: 121-570 (149 amino acids)
Biological process (GO): translation; ribosomal large subunit biogenesis
Cellular component (GO): ribosome; cytosolic large ribosomal subunit
Molecular function (GO): structural constituent of ribosome; RNA binding
Source: RefSeq, a predicted model, not a curated record
UCGCGACUCCAGCAGCCAGAGCGAACUUGUGCGUUUCGGACGACCCUUCGACAACCCCGACCACUUCGACAACAAAUUCCUCCACCGACCUCCCGGAGUCUGUCGACCGAAGCCUUCGCCAUGGCCGAUAUCGAUAUCAAGAUCGCUCAAUGGAAGCUCGUUGAGAUUGGCCGUGUGGUGCUGAUCCGCCGCGGCCCCUACACCGGCAAGCUGGCCACCAUCGUGGAGAUUGUCGACCACAGACGUGUUCUGGUUGACGGUCCUUCCACCGAGGAGAACAAGAUCGUCCCCCGUCACGUUCUUCCUCUCGCCCACGCCACCCUCACCCACUUCGUCAUUCCCCAGCUUCCCCGUGCUGCCGGUACCGGCCCCGUCAAGAAGCUCUGGCAGAAGAGCGAGAUCGACAGCAAGUGGGCUCAGUCCAGCUUCGCCCAGAAGACCGAGCGUGCUGAGCGCCGGAAGAACCUCAACGACUUCGAGCGUUUCAAGGUCCUGCGCCUCCGGAAGCAGGCUCGCUUCGAGGUCCAGAAGGCUCACGCCAAGCUCAGGGCGGCUGCUCCUAAGUCGUAGAUGGUUUACUUCAUGAGGCUCGGUGCAUAGUGUGAAGGGAGUGCCUUUGGGACGGUUUUACAUUGCUGAGGGUUUAUUUGGUUUCAGCAAAAAAGACGCUGUACGCAUUAUCAUUGGCAGCAUAAAAUGAUUCGAGAACCUUGAUAUCCUGACCAAAGAGGUUACGCUCGUACGUCACAGAAGACGGCACACCUUUCUACUAGUAUUAAGGAGGCUCCGGGUUUACUUAUCUUGACAUCAGCGGGCCAUGCCUUUUUAAUGGAAAUUGGGGAAUGAUCCACAAAAACCAUGAAGGGAAAUCAAGAAAAAACAAAAAACAAACGUAAUUUUCAUGACCAAGCGCUUAUAUUUAAUUUCGUUGUAUUUUUGCGAUUCUAGAAUUGAAAUAGA